Messenger RNA from Austrofundulus limnaeus, 288 nucleotides. RefSeq names its product LYR motif-containing protein 2. The record is from RefSeq and is a predicted model, not a curated record. Gene Ontology annotation, cellular component: mitochondrion. Lineage: Eukaryota; Metazoa; Chordata; Actinopteri; Cyprinodontiformes; Rivulidae.
GAUGCCAUCCGGAUGAUGAUCACUCAGGCCAGGAGACAUCUGGAGGAGCUGCAGAAAACUCUGGCCUUGGCUCGAAGUUAGAAACGGAGCGAGUCCAGUCUCUGAUUCAUUUAUUUUAUUUUUUUAACUCCAACCCAGAAGGAGACGUGGAGAGAGGUGGGCCGCUCUCUGCUGGGAGGAGGUCCCUGAUUGGACCACAGCUGCUGGGUCUCACAUGUUAAUGGUGACUGUACAGUUAACUGGACUCCUCUGCAUCGUUAGAAGUGAAUAAACAACACAAAAUCACAA